Molecule: messenger RNA, 537 nt
Organism: Choloepus didactylus (southern two-toed sloth)
Lineage: Eukaryota; Metazoa; Chordata; Mammalia; Pilosa; Megalonychidae
Product: cornifin-like
Exons: 3
Coding region: 1-537 (178 amino acids)
Source: RefSeq, a predicted model, not a curated record
AUGCAUCUGUGCUCAGCCUUCUCUCCUAGGUUCCGGCUGGCUGCCCCUGGCUCACUUGUUCCUGAAGCAAUGUCCUCCCAGCAGCAGCAGCAGCAGGUGAAACAGCCCUGUCAUCCACCCCCUAUCCAAUGUCAAGAGACAUGUGCACCCAAAACCAAGGAUCCAUGUGCUUCCCAGGCCAAGAAACAAUGCCCACCCAAGGGCACAGCCGUUCCAGCCCAGCAGAAGUGUCCCUCAGCCCGGGAAGUCCCCAAGAGUAAACAGAACAUGAGUUCCCAGCAGCAGAAGCAGCCCUGCAUUCCACCCCCUCAGCUUCAGCAGGAGCAGGUGAAACAGCCCUGCCAGCCUCCACCCCAGGAACCAUGUGUUCCUAAAACCAAGGAGCCCUGCCUCCCCAAGGUGCCGGAGCCCUGCCAGCCCAAGGUGCCAGAGCCCUGCGUCCCCAAGGUGCCGGAGCCCUGCCAGCCCAAGGUGCCAGAGCCCUGCCUCCCAAAAGUCACUCCAGAGCCAGCCCAGCAGAAGACUAAGCAGAAGUAA